Molecule: messenger RNA, 2232 nt
Organism: Encephalitozoon intestinalis ATCC 50506
Lineage: Eukaryota; Fungi; Microsporidia; Unikaryonidae
Product: Rad3/XPD DNA repair helicase
Exons: 1
Coding region: 1-2232 (743 amino acids)
Biological process (GO): positive regulation of mitotic recombination; transcription by RNA polymerase II; nucleotide-excision repair
Cellular component (GO): nucleus
Molecular function (GO): hydrolase activity, acting on acid anhydrides, in phosphorus-containing anhydrides; DNA helicase activity; damaged DNA binding
Source: RefSeq, a predicted model, not a curated record
AUGAAGAUUCAGAUAGAUGAGGUCUUGGUAUACUUUCCUUAUGAUUCGGUGUAUCCAGAACAGCUAAAGUACAUGAGAGAAGUUAAGCGAAGCCUGGACAACAAUGGACAUUGCUUAAUAGAAAUGCCCUCUGGAACGGGCAAGACAGUUGCCCUUCUUAGCAUGACAAUAAGCUAUCAAUUGUAUAUGAAGUCAAAGAAUACCAACUUCAAAAUAAUCUACUGCUCCCGUACUGUUUCCGAGGUUGAGAAGGCAUUGAAAGAGCUAGAUGGAGUGGUGGGGUACAUAAAAAAACAUCGCCCUUUCGAGUUUCUUGGGCUAGGACUUACAAGUAGGAAGAAUCUAUGUCUGAACAAAGCUGCACUUAAAAGCUUCAAUGUGGAUGUUUCGUGCAGAAGGCUUGUCAAUAGAUUGUCUGAGUCUAGAUGCGACUUCUUCGAGAACCUUAAUAGUUUUCAUGAGGUACCUGUUGCUGUGUACGACUUUUCACAGCUCAAAGAGAUCGGAGAAAAGAAGGGAAUCUGUCCGUAUUACCUCGUGCGAAGAUCUAUCCCUGUAUGUGACUGCAUAAUAUAUCCGUACAACUACUUGAUAGACCCGAGGAUUUAUACAAUAGUCUCUAAGGAACUUGGGCCUAAUAGUGUCGUGAUAUUUGAUGAGGCUCACAACAUAGAUAGUCAUUGUAUCGAAGUAAUGUCGAUAGAGAUUAAGCGGAACAUUCUUGAAGGAGCUUCCAGGGCAAUUAGGAACCUAGAGAAUCUUCUUAAAGAGAAAGGAUCUGCUGCUGGGAAAGAAAGUGCACAAUAUGAGCAGAUGAAAGAAAAACUUGUUGAGCCUGUAAUCGACUCAAUCCCCUAUUUCUAUGCGACUGGAGAAGGAAACUAUGAAUUUAUCCCUGGAAACCUCAGGAAUUCUUUUCACUUUGUGUCUGCAUUGAAGAGAAUAGCCGAGUUCUUCAAAACAAAGCUAAAAACCACACACUUAACCACUGAAUCCACCGAAUCCUUCUGUAAAAGCAUCAAGGAAUUGUCGUUCGUAGAGAAAAAGGCCUUAAGAUUCUGUUCGCAAAGAUUAGGGAUGUUGUCCCAAUCCCUGGGGAUCGACGAUGAGGACAUGGGACACUUGAAGACUGUAGCAGACUUCUCUACAAUGGUUUCCAUGUAUUCAAAAGGAUUUGUGGUGAUAUUUGAGCCUUUUGACUCUCAAGCCCCCACUGUCUUUAAUCCAACUCUUCGCCUAGCAUGUUUAGACUCCUCAAUAGCAAUGUCUUCAGUCUUUAGAAGGUUUAGGAAUGUAAUAAUAACAAGCGGAACGAUGAGUCCCAUUGACAUGUAUCCAAAGAUUCUCAACUUUGUUCCUUCGAGAAUAGCAGAGAUCGGGGCAACUCUCGAUCGAAACUCCAUUUCUCCCCUAAUAAUAACAAAAGGUAACGACCAAAUGACGCUCAGGGCUCUGUCCGAGGAUGUGGAGGCUGUGGAUACACACAAAAAUGAUUCUCUUACCACAUCCUUUUCUCUUAGGUCCGACCCUUCUGUGGUCCGAAAUUAUGGCCAUCUAAUGGUGGAGCUUUCUAAGGUUGUUCCUGAUGGAAUUGUAUGUUUCUUUCCCUCGUAUAUGUAUAUGGAGGAAAUAGUGAGCCUUUGGGCAGAAACUAAUAUAAUCAGCGAGAUAAGCAAGAAUAAGCUUGUGUUCGUCGAGACGCCCGAUGGCAGGGAGACCGAGAUGGCCUUGGCGAACUAUAAGAGGGCAUGCAAUAAUGGAAGAGGAGGAAUGCUUUUCAGUGUUGCUCGGGGAAAGGUUUCCGAGGGAGUUGAUUUUGAAGAUGGGUAUGGGAGAUGUGUUGUGAUGCUUGGUGUGCCUUUUCAGUAUACAGAAAGUGUUCGUCUAAAGAAAAGACUGGACUUUCUUAGAGAGGAAUACGGAAUAAAGGAAUAUGACUUCCUGACGUUCGAUGCAAUGAGACAUGCAGCCCAGUGCUUAGGACGUGUUCUGAGAAACAAAAGCGACUACGGUCUCAUGAUACUUGCAGAUGAAAGAUUUGAGAGAAACGACAAGAAAAGUAAGCUUCCCAAGUGGAUACAAAGCUGCAUAGAUGGAGGGAAUUGCAAUCUGAGUGUUGAUAUGGCUCUUUCAAUUGCAAGGAGAUUCUUUAGAGAAAUGGCACAGGAAUGUAUAGGAACUGGGAAUAGUCUUCUAGGUGAAAAGGACAUAGAGACCUUUGUGUUUGAGUAA